This is a messenger RNA of Pelagomonas calceolata, 1552 nucleotides long. The record is from the annotation of a GenBank genome assembly. NCBI's taxonomy places the organism in Eukaryota, Pelagophyceae, Pelagomonadales, Pelagomonadaceae.
AUGCGCGCCGCAAUAGCAUGGCUCACCGUAGCAGCAGCAAAUGCCCAGCAGGCCUCGGUAGCCCGCGUCCCGACGCAGGGCUCCUUCGGCGCGGAACUCCAAGCGAGAGACCAAGCCUACCUCGACCUGUCCUACGUGCGAACGAAGAAGCGUAAAGUAUUGCUGCACGGUACCGUAGACGAACAAACCCAACAAGCUUUAAAAACGUACGGCACGACCCUGAAGAGCGACCAGCUCGCGGCCCACUCCCACAACAAGUUCGCCAUACCUAUCACGACAGAUGGGACGGACCCUUGCCCUCCAAACGUCACAAGGCACUUCACCGUCAAGCCGUGGUUCUGGGACAACGCGUGGCACGCGCGCGGCGUCCUGCGGUGCCUUCACGCCGUCGACGCGACUCUUUGAGGCCAUUCGGACCGCUUUGACGGAAAUGCUCCGCGCAGGCACUUCUGGAACGACCUCACGGCGCUGGGGCAUCGUCUUGCAGAGGCUUCUCAUCGCCACGAGCGGCUGGCGUUGGACGUAUUUCCAGAUAUUCCUAAUGAUCGCAUCAAGCUCAUUGAUUUGAUUCUGAAGCCGGCCUUCGCGGGCGGCAUCCGGGGCGCCUCCACAUUAUUCUCGUCCUCGGAGACGUGUUUGCAUUUACACUGGGCCGUGGGGCCGCGCGUGAUUGGCCCUGUUGAUGGUGGGGGCUUUUCUGGGGAGCGACGGGCGGCGGCGGACUUCUGGCGUCAUAAGCUGCUAGAGGACGGUUCUAUAAAGGAUGAAGAUCGAGAUAGUGACAACUACAAGCCGUCGGUCAUCUUCGUGGGGCGGUCUUGUGCCGGGAGGGGCGCAGCGAGGUGCAUCCGCAACGACGGCCUCGCAAACCUAAAAAAAGCGUUCGAAAACCGAGGCUGGCGCGUCGACGCGAACUGCUGCGCGUGGUCUGAUGCAAGAAAAACACUAAGGAGCUUCGCGGGCGCCGACAUCGUCCUGGGGCCACAUGGGGCCGGUCUCGCGAACGCGCUGCUGGCGCGGCGGGGCCUCGUGCUCGUCGAGGUGCACGGCGACUUCGGUGCCGAGCUCGACCUGUUCAGGAAGGUCGCGGACGGCCGCGCGGGCGGCUACGUUUCCGUAAAGGGGCGCUUCUCCGGUCUUGGGGGCAUGAGGUUUACUCCUGAAGACGCGUCUCAAAUAGCCGCCUGCGCCGUCAACGUGUGGCUGGACGGUCGCAACGCGCGCGUGGCGAACGCCACGGUGACGACAUCUUCAGGAACGCUCGCGGCCUGCGGCCGCGUCGGCCCGGACCCGUCCUCUCCAAAGCUCUUCGUCGGGUCGCGGAAGCGCCUCGGCAGCGGCGGCGCGCUGAUCGAGGGCGCCGCGGUGGUCGGCCACGACGUCGACUGCUCGAGCCCGGGAAAGCCCGCGCCGAACAAGUACGUCUGCCCCGAGGCGGUUGAUAGGACCGUCCAGGGGCGACCCGGCGUCCCGGGGCCGCCGCAGCAGCCCGGGCGGCGGCGUCCUCCGGGGUGAGUUAAAGGUAUGUCAUGUAGAGACUCGUGACCCCGAC